UCUUCACGCACUCUCUAUAUCUUUUCUUAGUUCCAAGAAGAGAGUUUAUUACUUUACAAUGGACCAAACCAAGAAGCUGAAAACUUCUUCUGAUGAAUCCUCAGCUUCUUCUUCUUCUAUAAGGGUUGAGAAAAUGGUGGAAGUGAAGGAGGAGUCAGUUUCUUACCGGAAUAUUCAAAAGGCAGACCGAGAGAAAAACCGUAGAGAUACGCUCAAUGAACAGUUUCUUGAACUCGGAAAUGCACUUGAUCCCAAUAGGCCUAAGAGUGACAAAACUUCAAUUCUUAUUGACACAAUACAAACCCUGAAAGAAUUAAUGACUCAAGUUGAUAGACUAAAAGAUGAGUAUGUCACACUUUCUCAAGAGUCUCGUGAGCUAGUUCAAGAGAAGAGCGAGCUAAGAGAGGAGAAAACAUCUCUUAAAUCCGGUAUCGAGAUUCUUAAUGCUCAAUAUAGAGUCAGAACUUUGGUCCCAUGGAUUCCACAUUACACUUACCCUGUCCCUCUACUUGCCAUAACUCAAUGUCCAGUCUCCACUCUUCCUCCUUUUCCACUCUAUGGUACUCAAGAUCCUGCACAUUCACCCAAACCAGAACAAGCAUCUUCUUCUAGUGCAUCAAACAAACAAGAUUGUAAAAACAAAUCUUUAGAUUUGGAUCUGAUGAGGAACAGUAACCAAUUUGAUAAAAAAGAGGGUGUUGGUUUAGAGCUUGAGCUUAAAAUCCAUGCCUCUUCUUCAGCUCAACAGGAUGUUUCUUGUAAGGAGAAGAAAGAGAACUCGGCAACCACUUCAAGCUCAUCGAAUAGUUACUCAUCAUCUCAUCGUAAAUAGCAUUUUCAAAUCAUAAACUCUGUAAUUCCCAGCCAAGUAAAACUCUGUUGACUUUGUGUAGUUAUGUAUUUUAUAAUAACAAGCAAAUAAAAAAAUACAAAACCAUCUGCUCUAAACCAUUUCCUAGUGUUCUGUUCCUAGACAAGAAUGAGAGUUAUACCAUUUUAGAAUGGAAACCAUUUACUUCUCUA
Molecule: messenger RNA, 1023 nt
Organism: Eruca vesicaria subsp. sativa (arugula)
Lineage: Eukaryota; Viridiplantae; Streptophyta; Magnoliopsida; Brassicales; Brassicaceae
Source: the annotation of a GenBank genome assembly